AUGAUGAAUUCUACAAGGCUUGCUUUGCGACUGCGACAACUGUAUGAGGGCUGUGGAGUCGGUGUUCCUCAUGCCCCUCGCCGUUUUCUUUCCCACCCAGUCACAAACCCAUAUCGACAAAUCGCCUGCUUUUCAGCCACCAAGCCACCAGCGUGUGCUAAUAUUGCCUCUUCAGAUCGCUUCACCUCUGCUCUGCAUCAGAACAAGGAUUGGGCAGCGCAGAUUGCCAAGGAGGAUCCUUCGCUCUUCCCCACACUCGCGGUCGGCCAGCACCCGGAGAUCCUCUGGAUUGGCUGCUCUGAUUCUCGAUGCCCUGAGACCACCCUUCUUGGUCUCAAACCGGGCGACGUCUUUGUUCACCGCAAUAUCGCCAAUGUCAUCCAUGCCGGCGACCUCAGCUCUUCAGCCGUGAUCGAGUAUGCUGUCCGCUACCUGCAGGUCAAGCACGUAGUCCUCUGCGGCCACACCAGCUGCGGUGGUGUUGCUGCAGCACUGGGUAACAAACAACUGGGUAUUCUUGAUCCCUGGCUGCUGCCUUUGCGCCAGCUCCGCGCGAGACACCUGGAUCUGCUGAACUCGCUCCCGGCCGACGAAGCCAACCUUAAACUGGUGGAAUUGAAUGUUUUGGAGGGUGUCAAGCUGUUGAAGGAGAAGAAUGUAAUCCUGGAAGCCGUACAGGAUCGGGGUCUUCAGGUUCACGGGUUGAUAUAUGAUGUUGGCAGCGGUGUUCUUCGAGAGAUGGACAUUGAUGAGCCGGAAGCGGAACUCAAGGCGCGCCUAACAUCGUUCAAGACCGACGUCUAG
Molecule: messenger RNA, 804 nt
Organism: Aspergillus neoniger CBS 115656
Lineage: Eukaryota; Fungi; Ascomycota; Eurotiomycetes; Eurotiales; Aspergillaceae
Product: carbonic anhydrase
Exons: 1
Coding region: 1-804 (267 amino acids)
Biological process (GO): carbon utilization; cellular response to carbon dioxide; cellular response to oxidative stress
Cellular component (GO): cytoplasm
Molecular function (GO): zinc ion binding; carbonate dehydratase activity
Source: RefSeq, a predicted model, not a curated record